This is a messenger RNA of Phyllostomus hastatus (greater spear-nosed bat), 1714 nucleotides long. RefSeq names its product ADP-ribosyltransferase 1 (gene ART1). The record is from RefSeq and is a predicted model, not a curated record. Lineage: Eukaryota; Metazoa; Chordata; Mammalia; Chiroptera; Phyllostomidae. The transcript is spliced from 7 exons. The coding region runs from base 719 to 1681 and encodes 320 amino acids. Gene Ontology annotation, molecular function: NAD+-protein-arginine ADP-ribosyltransferase activity; NAD+ poly-ADP-ribosyltransferase activity.
UAAACUCUGUGCCUGGGCUUGGUGGGGGAUGUGGAGAGUGGAAACACUGCCAGCCCCCAAAGCAAGAGUGCCUGACAGGCAAACGGCCUCAAGACUGCCCCUUUCCAAGGAGACUGGCCACCCCCAGAGUCCCCCAGGCUAGCGAAUUGGGAGCCUCUCUACUGUUCACCAUUACUGCGAAAAGCAGCAUCGGCUUCCGCGUCCGGCCAGCCUGCAGAGACUCGAGCCUUUGUGGCCGCUGGCACAGGAGGCUUUGGGGAGUUGUUUCUCCCAUCCCAAGACUUGGAACCCCAAGAAAGGCCCCAAGAGAUGGAGUCAAAUCUUGUCAUUGAACAGGGGUCUGGCGUGCGGCAGAAAGUCCUUCAAGACUGCAUGGCAAAUCAGUGCUGGGCCUGGGACCCAGACUCAGCCUUCUUGAUCUGGGAAUCUCUCCUUGCACCUUAGGGGUUCCCUUUUCUGUGGGAAGACCACUGGCCCAGGGCAGACUGGGCAGAGGCCUAUUCCUGAGCCUUGAAGAGACAUCCAGAAAUAGAUGGGGGAGUGUCACAUUUCUGAGCAGCUGUGUGGGGGAGGUACAGUAUAAAGGAGGAACCUGACCUCCCCCUCCCCUGGUGGCCAUCACAGGAGCCCAACACCAGCUUUCCUGCCCUGGAGAAGGCCUAGAUAAGGAAACUGAGACCCCAAAAGAGACAGUAACUUACCCAAGGUCACCUCCAACAUGCAGACUCCUGUUGCGAUGUCUCUGCUGCUUGUGUCCAUGGGCCUCACGGAAGCACUUCAGGCCCAGAGCCACCCUAUCGCACGACGAGAACUCUUCUCUCAAGAAAGGCCCCUGGACAUGGCCCCAACCUCCUUUGAUGACCAAUACGCUGGCUGUGCAGCAGCCAUGACCGCUGCUCUCCCAGAGCUCAACCGCACGGAGUUCCAGGCCAACAAAGUGUACGCCGAUGGCUGGGUGCUGGGAAGCAGCCGAUGGCAGGAGCGCCAAGCCUGGGGACCACCCCCACCCCCCCCACCCCCCGGCUUCCGUGAUGAGCAUGGGGUGGCCCUCCUGGCCUACACAAUCAACAGCCCCCUGUUCAAGGAGUUCAAUGUGGCCCUGCGAGAGGCGGGCCGCACCCGAGCCCACUACCUCCAACACUUCUCCUUCAAGACGUUCCAUUUCCUGCUGACGGAGGCUCUGCAGCUGCUGGGCAAGGCCCAGCGCUCCCCCCGGUGCCACCAGGUGUUUCGAGGGGUGCAAGGCCUGCACUUCCGGCCAGCAGGGCCUGGGGCCACUGUCCGGCUGGGGGGCUUUGCCUCGGCAUCUCUGCAGAAUGCCACUGCCCAGAAUUUUGGUAAGGAAACUUUCUUUGGCAUCUGGACCUGUCUUGGGGUCCCUAUCAGGGGAUACUCCUUCUUCCCUGAGGAAGAGGAGGUGCUGAUCCCUCCUUUUGAGACCUUCCAGGUGAUCAACACCAGCAGACCGACCCAGGGCCCCACCCGCAUCUACCUCCGGUCCCUGGGUGAGCACAGCACGUACAACUGCGAGUACAUCAAAGACAAGCAGUGCAAAUCCAGGCCCUGCCGUCUGGAAAACUCAGCCAUGGGCCAGGCCCCCCUUUCUACAGUCUGGUCCCUUGCACUGCUGCUGUGGCUCCUUGUCGGGGGAGCCUUCCCAGAGAGCCCAGGCCUCCCCUGACCCGUCAGACUCUGAACAGCCUUGCCUGCCGCC